CUGAGUAGAUAAAAAAUGAAUGUUGAAAGCGCAACAGCCAAUGAUAUUAGUUUAAAAGAAGCCCUUAACGCGCAGUCCCUCGGGAAGAAACCACCUUCACAAGCUGAAACCCCUAGGUGAGACAGAGACACCCGCCACAAAGGCCCGGCGGCGGAGGGGGCCAGGGUCUCUGGUUUGAUUUGACGGCCCGCACCUGCGACGGCCCAGGGGGCGGGGCGAACGCCACCUCCCGCCGAGGCCAGCCGGGUACUCUCGCGCGAUGUCGGGCGGCGCGGAGGCGCGGGGGCGAAGGCCGGGCGUCGGGGUAGGAGUAGUGGUGACCAGCUGCAGGCAUCCUCGCUGCGUCCUUCUCGGGAGGAGGAAGGGGUCCUUCGGAGCCGGCAGUUUCCAGCUUCCCGGGGGUCACUUGGAGUUCGGUGAAAGCUGGGAAGAAUGUGCCCAAAGGGAAACCUGGGAAGAAGCAGCUCUUCACUUGAAAAAUGUUCGCUUUGCCUCGGUUGUGAAUUCUUUCGUUGAGAAAGAGAAUUAUCAUUAUGUCACCAUAUUAAUGAAAGGAGAGGUGGACACGACUCAUGAUUCAGAACCAAAGAAUGUAGAGCCUGAAAAAAAUGAAAGUUGGGAAUGGGUUCCGUGGGAAGAAUUUCCUCCCCUGGACCAGCUUUUCUGGGCACUGCGUUGUUUAAAGGAACAGGGUUAUGAUCCAUUUAAAGAAGAUUUGGAUCAUCUGGUAGGAUAUAAAGGGAAUCACCUAGAGGUGAACAAGAAGAUUCCCUGAUUAUUUUUUUCACAUAAAAGACAAAGUAAGGUCUGGUUAGAGAAUGAAAAAUGUCUACAUUUCAGAACAACUCCAUUUUAUCUGAAAAGUUUCCUAUAAUUGCCAGUUUAUUUACAGUCUCUUAAUAUACCCAACAUCCUUUCAGCCAGUGCUUGUGAAGAUUUUUCUGGGAUUAUGUCUUGAAUUGUCUUUCAGACUCAGAAAAUGUUGUAAAUGGUGAUACUGUAGUGAUUCUACUUUCCGUAUUUCUCUGUGACAUUAACUGUACUGUUUGUCAUUAAUCAGUUUGCAUGGAUAGUAUAGCAGGGUUUGUCUUAGUGUUUCAGUUCAAAUAGAGACCCUAAUUCAAGUGCUAACACAGUGUACUCAGUGCAGAACUUACCACAUUUGUUGAUUUUCCUCUUCUGUUUUAUUUAAGAUAAAAAAAAUUUUGGUGAUAUAUUGACAGUCCCUGCAACUAGAGCAAGCAGGACAAAUCAUUAGGGUGCAUUUCCCAGGCUUCUGAUUGAGAACCUAAACCAGAGAAGUAAGGCAGACAGUCCAGGACCUGUGUCCCAUCACUUAACCGGCCCUGUCAUUUUGGAUUUCUCACUUAAUCUCUGUGCGACCCAGCUUCCACGUGUGCAAAAUGCAAUUAGACUGGGGCAGCAGUACUCACAGUGUGGCCUGGGGAAGUCCUUGAAACCCUUUCAAGGGAACUCAAGGUCAAAACUGUCUUUGUCAUACAAAGACAUCAUUUGCCUCUUUCAUUCUCUUCUUUCCUGAAUGUACAGAGGAGUUUUCCAGAGGCUGUGUGAUAUGUGAUACUGUAACGGGCUGAAUUCAAGAAGAGAUUUGAGAUUCUGGCCCUUGUCUACUAGACUUGAUCUGCAAGAAAUCUGUAAAAAUGUGAAACAGUUCCGCUCUUCUCACUGUGUUUUUUUUUGUUUUUUUUUUAAAGAAAAAUGGCUAUUUUUAUGUUAAAGCAAUUUUUUUUUGUUACGAGUUUUUAUUGUUUGUAAAUGAAUUUUUUAAAAUUCUUAAAAUUUCUCAGUUUUAAUUCCCAUUAUAUAAAUAUCACUAGAUAAAACCUUGCAAAAACAAAACCUCUUUGGAGUCAUCAAUAAUUUUUAACAGUUUAAAGGGAUUCAAACACCAAAAGUAUGAGUGCUGCUGCAUUAGACCAUAAACUCACAUCCUUUUCUUUAUGAGCCCACUUCUGUAAAAUCCUUGCUUCUAGAGCUGGCUUUGGAAAGACUCAACUACUGUUGUAAUAAGUGCUACGGAAGGCUCUUUCUCCAACAAAAUGAGGAUCAUUUUUAAAGUUCUGUUCUUAAUUGUUUUCUUUUUUCAAAAGAUGUAUACUUUGUAUAGUUUACAAUUUACAAAUCUUAUUUUCUGUUUAAUUUUCUCAGUUUUUAAAUGUUAGAAUGUGCAAGGAACUUAAGUAAAUUAGUGUAUACUCCUUGAACUUCAGAUACACUGAUGAAUUUCACAAUUUUUCUACUCUUAUUUGAGUCCUCUACGUCCUUCCAUUUUUACUCCCUCAGUUGACUUAAUCCUUGUCUGUCCCUGGCUCCUCCCUAAAUGGUAGACAAGGGAGGCUUGAUAAGAAGAAACCAGACAAGUCUUAUAGAUGAAACUCCUCCAGAGCUUUACCUCAAAUGUAGUUGGUUGGGAGUUUAUAUUAGUACUUACACAAGCAGAUGUUUUAUAGCUUUGUAAGCUUAUCGCUAACCUGUGGAAUUUUUUCCAUAUCUGCUACUUUAAAUUUUUUACUUUAGUAGACAUACUCGUUAGGAAAUUAUGAGAUUUUUCGUUUGUUUGUUUUAAAUUUACCGAAUUUGACAUGAGGCUUACUUCAAUGGGAAAAAAAAAAACCAAACCCAAAAAACCCAUCCUGGGCUCUUAAUUAUAGUAAAAAGAUAACUCUCAUAUUAGAAAGGGAUUGCAUUUGUCCCAGCACCUAAUAUCCUCAGUUGGCAUCUGGUAAUCACAUUGUAAAUAUUUCUCUAAAUGAGUGAAUGAACAGAGCAGGAUCUAGAACUCUUAAGUAAUCAGUUAAUUCUUAGAUAGUUUGAGAAUUGCCUUUAGUAGAAAAAAAAAAACUAAUGCUGACUACUAACAAUAUCCUCAUAAAAUGAAAUGUCAGCUAGAGUUUCUGAAGGACAUCUCAUUCUGCCAGGACACUGGAGAGUCUGAAAUCAAGCCCUCGGGUUCCUCUUCAUGUAUUUGCUACAUCAAGCUCUGAGAUGUGCCCUCUCCUGAUACAGGCAAGCGCCCCUUCACUGGCCUUUGCAGCAUCCCAGCUGAGGUCUUCCCACCGGAGCGUGACGUGAAUUCGGCCUCCCUGAUAUCCACUUGGAAGAGGCAGUUCUUGGUUAUCUGGACUGCCAGCUUCCAGAUAAGGCAAAUGUAACUUCACAUGAAACAAGUCUCUUUUUGGGCAUCAGGGAUCGUGUUAACUGGAGACCGUGGAGAAAGCAAGCUCAGGGAGUCAUCUGUAUGGGAGAAAAGUCUUCCAGUGUAAAAAUUACUCACACGUUGAUGUUGCCUCACUAUUUUGUUUUAAUAAUUAUUUAUGUUAUACUUAGAAGUCAGUACUGCACUUGAGUAUUGUUUAUGAAAAAUGCAAAUUAAAAAUAACUAUACAUUGACUAAGAGGUUGUACCAAGCCUUCCAUUUUAUGGACUUCAAUAAAUUGAGCAAAUAAGUUUGUACUUAGGUACUCCAUAAGCAUUUCAUUUGCAUCUGCUGUGUGCCAAGUACCAUGAUUGGUGCUUAAUAAUAUUUGUUUUGUAAAUUGAGUCUGUCACACUUCCUUAAUCCCAGAUUCCAUUCUAGAUUUCUGUCCAUUUUUAUGUUUGAGAUGUGUAAGUAUUUGGCUUUUUGCAUAAUAGUAUUGCUUAAUAGCUUUAUAAGCAGCAGUGGAACUCACUUUGUCAGAACAACUCAUGGUCAAGAGGAGCAAAGUAGCAGGUAAGCCAGACUCCGCCAGCUUCAGUUUGACCUCACAUUCCUGGCCUCUGUUCUUUUUUUCUUCUUUACAGAUUCACUUUCCAGCUGUUUCUUGAUGACUCCCCAAACAACACUGUCUACAGCUGACUUUUUCCUUAAGCUCCAGACCCAAUCACACACCAGUCAUCUCUGCCUUACGUUUUCCACGUCUAACUUGAUACAUUCCAAACUGAAUUUCCUCUUGUAUUCAUUCCUCGCAGGGAAUGACUCUACAUCUGCUGAAUUGCUCAGAUUAGAUUCCCUUUCUUCACAUAAAAUAGCCACUCUAUCUUGUUCAUCCUGUUUUUUUCAUGUCUCUUGAAUCCAUCCUCCAUCUCCUUGUCCCAGUGCCUCCCCCCUGGUCCAGAUCUUCGUUUUCUCCCCAGUCUGUUCCUGCAGCUUUUCCCUCAGAUUGAUUGAUUGACUGGGGAUAUGAUACAAAAUUUACCAUCUUCAUCUUCUUAUUUAUUUUCAGCAGUACUCCUGGAGUGACUUUCCAAAAACAUGGAUUUGGUCAUGCCUCUUGUCUUCCCAGACUUCUGAGAAGUUCCCUACCACCUGUAUGAUAAAACUCUUAACCUGACAUGCAAGGUCUUUCAUAACUUUCCCAUCAUACCCCAUCACUUUCUCACACCCUAUAUUCCAGGCAUAUUUCUUUGUACUUCCUCAAGUGUACCAUACCUUGCCAGUGUCUGCAGCUCCUUCUCAAGUGAAUGUCACCCCACCCUUAAUCUGCCUUAACAGAACCUUACCCAUUUUUCAUACCUCACUUCCAAGUAUCCCUUCCUCUGAAGCCUUCUAAACUUAAGCCAACUGUGACACACUGUGCCUUAACUAUUUCUGUUGUAGCUUGACUUCAGAGGUGGCUUUUCAAUUAGCAAGGUUUUAGGCUUAAUUUAUCUGUGACACUUGUGUUCUUCUAAAGUCACCCACUUUUGUCUUCUGUAAACUUAAUUUCUAAUGGGUUGAAUUCACUCCUAAAGCAUUUGUGAAGCAAUAGAUUCUGCAGAUAAAAUGCUCCUACAACAGCUUCCUCCUUAAAAAUGGCUUAAAAUAGGUGCUCACUUACAGCACAUAGUUUACCUAAAUACUGUGUGAAGAAGAGGAAACAUGUUCACAUUUCAGGAAUCAAGUGUGACUCCUGGUGGGCAUUUACCGUGGCCAGGCACUGCCGUUGUGUUUUUGCGGUCUUCAGUUUGGCUCAGUGCUGUAAACCCCAACACACACCAUUGCUGUGUUCUGGUCAUCGCUUGCCUCCCCAGGAAAGGAAGCUCCUUCAGGCCAGAGACCGAGUCUUUCUAUUACAUACCCAGCAGCCAGUGGUGACUGGGAAUACUAAAUACCCAAAGUACACUGGUUGAGUAAAAAAUUGACCUUCUAGUAUUUAAUCCUCGCCCUGGGCUGGAAUAAGACAAGUCGUACUGAGGAUACUCAGAGGAGGGAAUGCAGAUACUGCGUUCCAGGUAUCUGUAGGGACACAAAGGAGAGCUGUUUCUAUAGGUGUAGGGAUGGGGCUAGAAUUUGAAAUAGAAACAGAGCUGCCCUGGUUAAAAGACAAAGCCCAAAAAGAAAUCCAAAUGCCGGUUUACUCCUGGUGAGGAACGACGCGGAAGACAAGUUCCUGUACUGUGGGGGGAUGUGGCUAAAUGAAGUGUUAAACGUUCCUUAA
Molecule: messenger RNA, 5420 nt
Organism: Vicugna pacos (alpaca)
Lineage: Eukaryota; Metazoa; Chordata; Mammalia; Artiodactyla; Camelidae
Gene: NUDT15
Product: nudix hydrolase 15
Biological process (GO): dGTP catabolic process
Cellular component (GO): cytosol
Molecular function (GO): 8-oxo-7,8-dihydrodeoxyguanosine triphosphate pyrophosphatase activity
Source: RefSeq, a predicted model, not a curated record